UCCUGUGCCAAUAUAACCGGGUGCCAAUCCGUGAGGCCACUGGCCAGUCAUGCCCAGUAUGCUGGGCCUGGGCUGACCAUGGAGCUCCAGGGUUUCAGGGAGGAGCCUCUUUCCCAGUGCAUCUUGGAGGUGGCAGGAAUCAAACCGGGAGCAAGGGCAGUGACGCUCCUCCUUGCGGCCGGAGCUGACCCCAACUUGGGAGACGAGUUCACCAGCGUCUAUGAAACCGCCAAAGAGAAGGGCCUCCAUUCCCUCGAAGUUCUUGUCACUCGAGAGGAUGACUUCAACAACCGCCUGAACAACCGAGCCAGUUUCAAGGGCUGCACAGCUUUGCAUUAUGCUGUCCUUGCCGAUGACUUCCCUACCGUCAAGUUGCUUCUGGAUGGAGGUGCCAACCCCCUGCAGAGAAACGAAAUGGGGCACAUGCCCAUGGAUUACGCCCGGGAGGGAGAGGUCAUGAAACUCCUGAAAGCAUCUGCAACAAAGUUCCGGGAAGAUCAGCGCAAGAGAGAAAUAGAGGAGCGCCGGAGGUUUCCUCUGGAGCAGAGGCUCCGUGAACACAUCAUUGGUCAAGAGAGCGCCAUCACAACUGUUGGGGCUGCCAUCCGGAGGAAGCAAAAUGGCUGGUACGACGAGGAGCAUCCGUUGGUCUUCCUCUUCUUGGGAUCGUCAGGAAUAGGUAAAACGGAGCUGGCCAAACAGACAGCCAAGUAUCUUCACAAAGACAUGAAGAAGGGGUUCAUCAGGCUGGACAUGUCGGAGUUUCAGGAGAGGCACGAGGUUGCCAAGUUUAUUGGCUCCCCUCCGGGGUACGUUGGUCACGAGGAGGGCGGCCAGCUGACCAAGAAGCUCAAGCAGUGCCCAAACGCAGUGGUCCUCUUCGAUGAAGUGGACAAGGCCCACCCAGAUGUCCUCACCAUCAUGUUGCAGCUCUUUGAUGAAGGGAGGCUGACCGAUGGGAAGGGGAAGACCAUCGACUGCAAGGACGCCAUCUUCAUCAUGACCUCCAACGUGGCCAGUGACGAGAUCGCCCAGCAUGCCUUGCAGCUGCGGCAGGAGGCCAUGGAAAUGAGCCGCAAGAGGAUUGCCGAAAAACUGGAUGACGUCCAGAUGACAGACAAGAUAACCAUCUCCAAGCAGUUCAAGGAGAAAGUCAUCCGCCCGAUCCUGAAGGCUCACUUCCGGAGAGACGAAUUCCUCGGGAGAAUCAAUGAAAUUGUCUACUUCCUCCCUUUCUGCCACUCGGAGCUCAUCCAGCUGGUCAACAAAGAGCUGAGCUUCUGGGCAAAGAAGGCCAAGGCCAGGCACAACAUCACUCUGGUCUGGGACCAGGAGGUCAUGGACGUUCUGGCCGACGGUUACAACCUGCACUAUGGAGCCCGGUCCAUCAAGCACGAGGUGGAGCGCCGGGUGGUGAACCAACUGGCCGCUGCCUAUGAACAAGAACUCCUUCCGCGUGGCUGCACCUUGCGGAUCACGGUGGACGACUCAGACAAGCAGCUCUUGAGGACAAAGGACAGCUCAACGCCACUCAAGGAGGGCCAGCGUAAGCGUCCGACUCUGCGGCUGGAGAUCAUUGAGGACAGCAAAAGCCGGAAGCUGAACAUCCAAGCCCCACUGGCACCCGAAGAGAUGUCCUUCCCCUUAUAGACAUUGUUGCAGCGACAGCAGCCAUGGGUCACCUGCCCCUCCCAGUGGUCCGGAAGAGGACUGAGGGCCAGCCAGCCCAAGGCAGAAUUUCAGAAUGUGUAAUAAAGUAAUUAUUUAUUUA
Sceloporus undulatus (fence lizard) is the source of this 1771-nucleotide messenger RNA. RefSeq names its product caseinolytic mitochondrial matrix peptidase chaperone subunit B (gene CLPB). Gene Ontology annotation, cellular component: cytoplasm; mitochondrion. Gene Ontology annotation, molecular function: ATP hydrolysis activity; ATP binding; protein binding. The transcript is spliced from 14 exons. Gene Ontology annotation, biological process: cellular response to heat. Bases 79 to 1650 code for a protein of 523 amino acids. NCBI's taxonomy places the organism in Eukaryota, Metazoa, Chordata, Lepidosauria, Squamata, Phrynosomatidae. The record is from RefSeq and is a predicted model, not a curated record.